AGGAAGUCAUUACUCCUUGCUCUUUGAAAGAAUUCAAAAAAAAGAAAAACAAUGGACAACUUACUAAUUAUCUUCAAGAAAAGUUACUAGAAAUCCAAGAAAUAAGAGAAGAUAAAAAAGAUAUUCCUCUUCCUGAAUUACCAAACGACUUUCCUAAUCCUUCCGAUGAAAAUAAUGACAUCCCAAAAGAAAAAUUUACUCCCAUUGGUAAAGAUUUAGAAUCCAUUAGUAGAAGUUCGUUAGAUAUAAUACUAAGAAUAGGCAGUAAAAUUAGGCAAAAUAACACUAAUAAGGAAAUAUAUGAAAAAGAAAAUCAAAGAGGGAAAAUAGUUUUUCCUGAUAAUACUCUAGACAUCGGUGAAGAAAUAGAGAAUACACAAACUAAAGAGAGGAAGAGCGAUAAAUAUAUUAAGGUAACGCUAACUGGUUCUUUAAAUCUAAAUGAUUUUGCUAAUUUAGAAGGAUUAGUUUUUUCUCCUAUUGGCUACCCUUUGUCUGACAAUAGAAUUGAUAAUUUAAUAACCGAUGAUUGUAAAAAUUUAAAAAAUGUAGAAUUUUAUUCUAAAGCACUAACAUUAACUAAUAAUCCUCGUUUGGAAGAAGUCGAUUGCAGUGAAUGUGAAUCAGCUUAUCAUUUGAUUUUGGUUAAUAAUCCUAAAUUAAAAUCACUAAGGAUUGAUAAUAGUAAAAAAGUCACUAUCGAUUUAUUAAAUUUGCCUGAAAAUUUAGAAAGAGUUUACUGUGAGGGAACAAACUUAACUGAAAAGUUAAAGGGUUAUGAUAAACAAGAAAAAAUUAAAGCAAGGGAUAAAGAUAAUAAUGUUAAGGAUAUUACGUUUACUUAUUACGACUACCGAUCUUGA
This is a messenger RNA of Funneliformis geosporum, 863 nucleotides long. The record is from the annotation of a GenBank genome assembly. NCBI's taxonomy places the organism in Eukaryota, Fungi, Glomeromycota, Glomeromycetes, Glomerales, Glomeraceae.